Molecule: messenger RNA, 1570 nt
Organism: Dioscorea cayenensis subsp. rotundata (Guinea yam)
Lineage: Eukaryota; Viridiplantae; Streptophyta; Magnoliopsida; Dioscoreales; Dioscoreaceae
Product: lysine-specific demethylase JMJ30
Exons: 6
Coding region: 49-1296 (415 amino acids)
Molecular function (GO): 2-oxoglutarate-dependent dioxygenase activity
Source: RefSeq, a predicted model, not a curated record
CGCUUUUUUGCGCACCGUUCCAUUGCUUCCCCAAUCCACGCUUGCCGCAUGGGAGGCAAAGCGGACGACACUACCCCAUCGCCGGCACCGCCGGAGCCGGUGCUGGUCGACGAGGAGCGUCGGACAUCGCUGCUGCGGCGGAUCACGGAGGAGGGUGGCUUCGCGUUCGUGAGUUCGGCGGAGAAAGCGGCCGCAGGGGACCUCCGUGCAGCGGAUGCGGCACGGGAGAUGGCCUGGGAGCAGCUCCACUCCGGGCCAUGGAACGAGGUCGUACCCGCCUGGCGUGACGCCUACGCUAUGGCCUGCCUCCACGUCGCCGCCCUCCGCGACGGUGCUGGCGACCGCAGCGAGGCCAUCCGCGCCCUCGAUAUGGGCAUCAUCAUGGGCGGCCCCCUCCUCCGCCCCGACCUCGACGCCGCCUUGCAGCGGAUCAUGGCUCAGCCUUUGCCUGAGGUAUCGGAACGCCGAGACUCGCCGGUGAGACUGGUAUGCGAAGAGGAUUCCAAGGGCUUGGACUUGACCGAGGUGCUUCGCAUUCUACCGAACAAGUCCUUAUCAUGUAAGAUAGUUGAGAAGCGUUCUUCUCUUUCAUUGGAAAGAUUUGUAAGUGACUACUUUUUGAAGGGUUGCCCAAUAAUUAUCAGUGGCUAUAUCGAUGGUUGGCCUGCGAGAACAAAGUGGAAAGAUAUUGAAUAUUUGAAAAGGAUUGCUGGAGAUCGGACAGUACCUGUUGAGGUUGGAAAGAACUAUCUUUGUUCUGAGUGGAAGCAAGAACUAAUUACCUUCUCUCAAUUUCUUGAAAGGAUUGUUUCUGCUGAUUGCCCUUCUAAGCUGACUUAUCUGGCACAACAUCCAUUGUUUGAUCAGAUAAAAGAGUUACGAAAUGACAUUAUGAUUCCUGAUUAUUGCUUUGCUGGUGGUGGUGAACUGCAAUCUCUUAAUGCUUGGUUUGGUCCACCUGGAACCGUGACACCACUACACCAUGAUCCGCACCAUAAUCUUUUUGCUCAGGUAGUUGGCCAGAAGUACAUAAGGCUCUAUCCAUCUUCCGUUUCUGAAGAAUUGCACCCAUAUGUUGAGUCUAUGUUAAGCAAUUCCAGCCAGGUAGACCUGGACAACAUCGAUGCGAAACAGUUUCCAAAAGUUGAGGAUAUAGACUUCAUUGAUUGCAUUCUCGAGGAAGGCGAACUGCUUUACAUUCCGCCAAAAUGGUGGCACUAUGUUAGGUCUCUUACCACUAGUUUCUCGGUUAGUUUUUGGUGGAGUGCCUCAGUCCCCCCUCACAGUGUCUCUUGACACUAGUCUUACCCAUAGAACUCUACACAAUUUAUCGUUGGGUGUAUGAACAACAGAAAAAUCAAUACAAACCCUAAUUGUUUCUCAUUUAUUUAGUCAGUAUACCACAAUUUGAGAUCAGACACUGAAGAUAUGUGAGGCGAGCACUGUAUAUUAGUUCUUCUCAUCGGAUUUAUGGAUCACCCUAUCUUUUCAUGAUCUCAAUUAAGUCUGGAAGCUAAAUGAUAUAUUUCUGUUUUUCUGCAGAAAUAUAUGUGCAAUGGUGUUGCGUUUA